UCGUAAAAACGUAUAGCGCAAAAGCGCAAGUUUUCAUGCGCAGUGAAAACCCGUCGAAUUUUCCUGGUCGAUCGCGGUUCCCUUUAGUUUUUCAGCUGAUCGCGCUUUCCCCGGCCGUGUCGCAGACUGUCCCGGUGUGUCAUGUGCGAAACUGUCGCAGCGUAGUGAAAUAGUCGAGUGCUUGUGAUUUGUGUAGUUAUCGGGUUAGCUAGUGGCAGUGAAAAUGUUUUCAGGACUUACUAAUCAGGUUAGUUCGUGGAUGGGGGCCGCGAAAGGGGAGCCCCAGGAUGAGGAAGUCCCGACCCCUACGAAGGAAGCGACAGGGGAGCCGACGGCGGAAGGCGAAAGACAGAGCCCAACAAAAGGAGCCAGCAAGCUCGAGCUCCUUACAAACGUACAGUCCAAAAUGACCGGCUGGCUCGGAUCUGGAAUCCCGAUCCCCGGGCUCCGGAAAAACGAGGCCCCCACUGACGCCCCCGAGCCGGCUCCGGAGCCCGCAGAGCCCGCGGAGCCCAAGCCAGAGAAGGACGAUGAUGAUAACUCUAGGUAUAAUAGCGCCACCGGAGGCGCGGACAGCAGACCGGGUUCCACAGGCGGCACCCCUACCGAGGAACAGCCUCAGGGCGUUGGUAAUGAAACCUCCGGCAAAAAGUUGUUGUCAAUUGACGCUAUCGAAGUACUUGACAUGCAGGAGCUGACGACGAAGGCGGUGGCCGGGGCCAAGUCCCUCGGGAACUUCCUGUAUUCGGCCGUCAACAAGGCGGGAGCCAAGGUCAGCGAGGCCAGCGCCAAGAUCAAGAAGACCGUCGAGGAAAACAGCAUCUUGGGCGAGUUCAACAAGGAGCAAGACGCGUUCAUCAAGGGGCAGGCGGGCGACGGCGCCGCGGCCGUCGCGCCCUGGGUCGGAGCCCCCAACGAGGCUGCGCUGAAAGAGGAGUGCCUCUCGUUGUCAACUGACCGAAGGAACUUCGUGCGCGCGCCGCCCGCCGGCGUGGAGUUCGAGUUCGACUACGACAAGAUGUACCCUGUAGCCACCGCCAUCAUGGCCGAGGACUCCAACCUCGAGAAGAUGCGCUUCGACCUCGUGCCUAAAGUCAUCACGGAGGAGAAUUUCUGGCGGAACUACUUCUACCGCCUGUCGCUGAUCUGCCAGGCCAACGAGGCGGACGCGGUGGCCGCCGGCUCUCGCCAGGCCAGCGCCGACGACUCCCAGGACGACAAAUCAUCCAGCAACGAGCUCAUAGUGAAAGAGAAAUCCUCUCAGGAGUCGAUCGAAGACGCCAAGCUGCGGAUAAAGUCGCUCAAAGUCGAUAGAGAAAACGACGACGAACAAUGGGAGAAAGAGUUAGAAGCCGAGCUGAACGAGUACGAAGUGGUGGCCGGCGCAGGCAAGCUGGACGACAAACAGUGGGACGAGAAGGAGUGUGAAGACCUGCUGGGCGAUGCUGAGGACCUCAAAUAGAAAAUAAGAGGUUUUUAUGGAGCUAUUAUACCGCAGGGGUC
Messenger RNA from Cydia amplana, 1503 nucleotides. It is a transcript of the gene Sap47, whose product is annotated as synapse-associated protein of 47 kDa. Gene Ontology annotation, cellular component: Golgi apparatus; nucleus; synapse. NCBI's taxonomy places the organism in Eukaryota, Metazoa, Arthropoda, Insecta, Lepidoptera, Tortricidae. The transcript has 10 exons. Bases 224 to 1462 code for a protein of 412 amino acids. Gene Ontology annotation, biological process: regulation of short-term neuronal synaptic plasticity; TORC2 signaling. The record is from RefSeq and is a predicted model, not a curated record.